Messenger RNA from Trichoderma virens Gv29-8, 2028 nucleotides. RefSeq lists its product as uncharacterized. Gene Ontology annotation, molecular function: zinc ion binding; RNA polymerase II cis-regulatory region sequence-specific DNA binding; DNA-binding transcription factor activity, RNA polymerase II-specific. Gene Ontology annotation, biological process: positive regulation of transcription from RNA polymerase II promoter by galactose; DNA-templated transcription. Bases 1 to 2028 code for a protein of 675 amino acids. The transcript is spliced from 9 exons. The record is from RefSeq and is a predicted model, not a curated record. Gene Ontology annotation, cellular component: nucleus. Lineage: Eukaryota; Fungi; Ascomycota; Sordariomycetes; Hypocreales; Hypocreaceae.
AUGUCCUCCCCGGCACUUCCACCCAGCAAGCGGCGGCGAGUCACCCUUGCUUGUAGUCUAUGUCGGCGCCGGAACGGUGAUCAUCCAUGCACAUUAUGCCAAGAGCUGGGUGCAGAGUGUCAGUACCCAGAUAGCACUAUUCCUUCUAAUUUGACCGUGGGGCGAAGCUACAUUUCCCAGCUUGAGCAGAGAUUGCAAGAUAUUGAAGGUUCCAUCGAGCAGCUCCAGAGAUCGUUAUCAACUGGCGAGGAGCAUCGAUCUGUUUUACUUCCACCACCACUUGGUGGCCAUGACGCUGCUGAACUAGGAGAGAUCGACAUCUCAGAGAAUUCAAUAGAUGGUAUGGGAGCCAUGAAAUUUACAAAUGAAGAGGACUGCGGGUUUUUCGAAAAUCUCAGUCACUCACUCAUUCAAGGUCCCUCGUCAAAUAUUGCUUUUAUGCGCUACAUAUCUCGAGCAAUAUUGCAAGUCAAAUCAGGAAACGAAUUAGUUGAUGCCAUAUCGCCGACGGACCAGAGACGUAGAGGAAUGGUAAAUGUCUCUAAGUCUAGGCCGCCAUCCCCUGACCCAACAUCAGGCAGAGUUGACAAUUUAACGAGAAACACUGGAGUGAAUAUAUACGCACUACCAUCAGAAGAGCGGACGUGGAGCCUGAUUCAACAAUAUUUUCAUAAAACCGGACAGCUUUUGCCAUUUAUCCAUGAGCCAUCUUUCUGCAAAACAUACCUUCAAAUGAAGCAAGAACGUUUCCGCGCCGUGCGGCGAACUUGGCUCGGCCUGCUUAAUAUUGUUCUUGCCAUCGCGGCGAGUUUGUCAACAAAGGAUGACGUACCUGUGGAUAAAAGGAUUCAAGAAUCUGACAUUUACUACCAAAGAGCAAACGGCUUGUGUGAUCGAGACUCCAAACGUAAUGCAAGUCUAGAAAUGGUACAAUAUCUACUGAUUCUAGGUCAAUACCUUCAGGGAACUCAAAAAUCUGUUCAGGCUUGGACCACACAUGGACUAGCGAUUUCGGCGGCCUAUCAACUGGGAUUGCAUUCACCUGACGCGAACCAGGGAUUUUCGCCUUUAGAAUGCGAAAUACGUAAGCGGACUUGGUAUGGAUGUAUUCUUCUUGAUCGGUAUUCGUAUAUAAAGCUUGAUAUGCCCCUCAAGGAUAUGCAAAUGCUUGGCUCAUCUUUGGAGGUGGACCCAUGCCCUCAGCUCGAUGGUGCUUUCUUUACAGCUGCCAUAAAACUUUACGUUAUACUAUAUAAUGUUUUGGAUUCGUGUUAUGGACAAAACCUCGGCUUUGAAGAUCCCGCGUCUGUUUCCAGCGCCAUCUCUCGCGUAUUCGACGGACAACACCAAUUAGACCUUUGGCGACUUCAAUCAGUCCCAUCACUGGGCUUCCGCAUUUGGGAUACGAUAAUGAACCCCGAGGAUGUUGAAAAAAUGGACAAAGACUCAAUUAUUUGCCAUAGGUUUAGCAUUGUUCUCUCAGUGCGCUACAAUAACCUCCGAAUCUUGCUUCAUCGUCGGCAUCUAGAGAGUCUUUUAAAAUCCCUUGGGACUUCCGAAGAUGACUCAGGCAAUGCUGAUAAAAGGCUUCUACAUCAAAUGAGUCUGAACAGUGUUGAAUCUUGCGUUGAAUCUGCCAUUUCUAUCAUCUCGGUAGUUCAUUGCAUAACGAUGUCUAGCAGCUGGCGACGCGAAUUGCUAGGCGCAUGGUACUAUUCUCUUUAUUACACAUUCAAUGCCGCGCUGGUUAUUUUUGCAUCUAUCAUGAUAAUAUCUGCGUCUAAAGAGCCCCUCAACGAUACGACUGUCUGGAGAAAGGUCAGUCACUCACGUCCCUACAUAGAAAACGCAAUUGAAGCGCUACGCCGGCUGGAUUCUGGGAACCGAGUGAUUGAACGCUGUGUGGAGUACCUUGCACAGCUCUCUUUAAUUUUAGGCGCUAUGGGUAAGCGAGAUACCACUAACACCGUUGUUGCGUCCAUUUUUUGUCUAAGAAAAACACAAGCUUAUCAACCAAUGACUAACUAA